Coregonus clupeaformis (lake whitefish) is the source of this 2231-nucleotide messenger RNA. Its product is annotated as probable global transcription activator SNF2L2. Gene Ontology annotation, biological process: chromatin remodeling. Gene Ontology annotation, cellular component: RSC-type complex. NCBI's taxonomy places the organism in Eukaryota, Metazoa, Chordata, Actinopteri, Salmoniformes, Salmonidae. Gene Ontology annotation, molecular function: protein binding. The transcript is spliced from 6 exons. The record is from RefSeq and is a predicted model, not a curated record. Bases 215 to 1099 code for a protein of 294 amino acids.
UAUUAAAACAUGCAGAGGCAGACGAGCUUGGGGCCUUACUGAGAGGAAUGAGACUGCAGCAGAGGGGAGAGGAGAGGGAGAGCUGCCUACUGCAGCCUGCCUGCCACACAGAGCCAGAGAGAGAUGACUACUACUAUUAUCACAUGUUAUUUUCCCCCGCUCAGCUACCCGUUGAUUUGUGUAUGAAAACCUAGCGCUUUUCUUUUACUCCUGCAUGCUUGCCCCCCUUCUGGGUUUCUGCUUUUUGAGUGAUCAGCUGAUGAAGAGGCUAGCUGCUCGCCGCUAUGCUGGCUUGCUAAUUCUCUCCACUCCAGCUGCAGCCGCAGCCCAUCCAGCUACAACCCAUUCUGAUCCACAGAGUCAGACUGCAGACUGCAGACAGAACGGGGCCUUGGAGGACAUGGAGGAGGACAUAAGCCUAAAGAAACGGAAAGGUGAUCACCACGGCGACAAAGACUCUGAGUCGCGAGACUCCGGCCAGGAGGCUGGAGGUGAAAAGGUCAAGAAACGGAGAGGUAGACCUCCGGCGGAGAAACUGCCCCCCAACCCUCCCGAGCUCACCAAGCAGCUUAACACACUGGUGGACAUGGCUAUCAACUACAAAGACGGGUUGGGCCGUCAGAUCAGCAAAGGCUUCGUCCAGCUGCCUUCUAGGAAGGAGGUGCCAGAGUACUACGAGUUGAUCCGCAAGCCUGUGGACUUCAGGAGGAUCAGGGAGCGUGUGCGCAAUCACAAGUACCGGAGUGUGGGAGAUCUGGAGAAGGACAUUAUACUGCUGUGUCACAACGCCCAGACCUUCAACCUGGAGGGAUCUCAGAUAUUUGAGGACUCGAUCGUUCUCAAGUCUGUGUUUGAGAGUGCACGACAGAGGAUCGUCAUUGACAAUGAGGAGAAAAAGGACAGCACUGCCAUCUGUGACGAUGAUGGAGGUGGAGACAAUCAGUUUGUUUCAUCAGAAGUGAAAACAGUGACAAAGCAGGUGAAACAGAGGAUGAAGAAGGAGGAGAGGAGCAGAAAGAUGAAGAUCAAGAAGACAGUCUACAGUGAUGUAGACAGCAAUGAGGAUCUGGAGGACAAUACAGCUAAAGAUGAGGGUUGACCUGGAGGACCAACGCUAGUUCAUUUACCCUCCUUAUCCUCUUUCUUUCUCUCCGCUGUCACUGUUUUUGCAAUGCAGCUUAUUAGUUUGCUCACCUUGCUAAAGGUUUGUCUCAUCUCAAGUCAAGAAGGCUACUCAAAGAAAGGAAUUUACGUACUUAAUGAUGUUGGUCCUCAAGUAAUUCAUGCAGCCUUAAACGUUCAUGUCUCUUGACUAUUAUUUUGCCUUUUUGUUCUUUGGGAUUUAAUGGUGUUGCUCCCUUGGUCCUCAUAUGAAAGCUAUUGUGUGUAUCCUUAAUGUGUAACCAGAGGAUAUCUCCCCCCUCUUUUUCCAUUAGUUGUUUUUGUAUUUGAAAAUGUUAUUACUGUGUGUGUGUGAAAGGCCUUCAUACGUCUUGGAGCAUGAUGUAUUUCUGCUAAGACGGAGACCGCCCUCAGAGAGUGGCGCAUGUUGAUGACAUCACUAUAUGUUGUGUUACAGGUGUGGGAGAUGGCAGAAAAUGGUUGGUCAGUUCUUCAAUAUGACCAGGAUGGACACUACUGGAUUGUUUCAAAUCUCAAAAUGUGUGGAUUUAAAAUGAAGUAUGAUUCUGUAAUAAAUCUCAAAAUGGGAGAAUUGUAUUUGAACAAUAUUCUGUUUUCUGAAUGACCUGAACACCAACAUUGAUUUCAUACUUAAUUAGCAGAUAUAAACAGAUAAAGUUGUAUUGUUUCAGCUGUAAGUUUUAUAUUGUAUACUCAUGGGCUUCUUGUGUUAUUUUGCAUCUUUUUCAGUUUGGUUUAGAGUGGCAACUGUCAAGUCCCCAGGUGACAAACAAGGAGAAAAGAGAGAUCUUCCAGCAGGAGACCGUAGGGAUUUGUGUUGAGGUCUUUUUUUGUGUUUCUCUCUCUUGGCAAGACUGAAAGUUGUCAUCCUAUUCCUAUAAAGACAGUCAGUCCUUGGCAGAACAUUUUGACAACCAAUGGGGAGACCGAUUCUGGCAAGAAGAAGUACAAGUCUCUGCAGUAGCUACACUAAGAUAGAUUCUGACAAGAAGUUUGUGUGCAAGUAUCUACAGUUCUUCUAUACUAAUCCUGCUUUGUGUAAAAAAAGCAAUACAUCAGUCAGUGUAGCCAGCAGAAACAUAUUCUAU